Molecule: messenger RNA, 2059 nt
Organism: Anthonomus grandis grandis
Lineage: Eukaryota; Metazoa; Arthropoda; Insecta; Coleoptera; Curculionidae
Exons: 3
Coding region: 1007-1984 (325 amino acids)
Biological process (GO): regulation of transcription by RNA polymerase II
Cellular component (GO): transcription regulator complex; nucleus
Molecular function (GO): DNA binding
Source: RefSeq, a predicted model, not a curated record
CAAAGUAAAAUUAGUUUAAUAGAGUGUUUUACAAAUUACUAUUUAUUAUUAAUAAGAAGGGCAUUGCUUUUGUUGAGUUUGGUACUUUGUGUUUCUAAGUUUAAAAAGCAAACAUGGAUUUUACGUAUCAAGAACAAGCUGAUAUUCACAUUAUGUUUGGAAGAGCAUUCGGUAAUUGUGUUGAAGCAAGACGAUUGUAUCAUGAGGCAUUUCCUAAUCGACGAGUGCCACACCGUACGGUUUUCGCAAGAGUAGAUCGCAAUUUAAGGGAAACAGGAAUAUUUCAAAGACUGGAAGUUGUUGGGCGACCAAGAAAUGCCAGAACGCUAGCAUUAGAAGAACGCGUGCUAGAUCGUAUUGAAGAAGAUCCAUCCAUCUUUGAGCACUCGCAUCAUCGCAAAUCAAGAAGGGUCCUCUCAGUCAACCGUAUGGAGAAUUUUGCACGAUAUGUUACUCUACCCUUAUCAUAUUCAACGGGUUCAGGCUUUGGAAGAGCGAGAUUUCCUUUCUCGUGUACACUGUAAUUGGCUAGAAGAAAACCGCGUUGCUUUUGAAAAUUUUGAGAAGAAAAUUUUAUUUACUGACGAGGCCGGCUUCACAAGAAACGGAAUUUUCAAUUUCCACAACAACCACCUAUGGACGGAUGAGAAUCCCCAUGCUACGGUACAGAAGGCACAUCAGCAGCAGUUUAGUUUAAGGGUGGAAACACACGAGGCGGUUUGCAAGCGGUUUGCGCCGCGACGGUUGUCGCGCGGUGGUCGAGCUCGACGCCUCGUUUAUGGGACUUGUGAGCUUUGAAACAGACGGCGCCGCCUAAUCCCAUAAAACGCGGCGUCCGACGCGCGUACCCUGCUCGAUACCAUGGGCCGCCGGCACGCCGCUUGGUUUUUAUUGCUUUAGCGGCACUACCGCGGCACAUCAUUUACUUAUCUUCUGUGUUGCAAACCACACGUAGGGUUUUUUGGUGCGUUUUUUUUUGUGCAGUGUUGAAAAGUGUUCAUUUAUUAUGGAAACCAGGGAAUUCAACAUAGAAAAAUUAAUUACUGAGGUUCAAUUGAGGCCAGCGAUUUGGGAUAUGCGUGAUGAUAAUUAUUCAAACAGAAUAAAAAAAAAACAGGCAUGGGAAGAAGUUACUACAGAAUUUCUAAGCGCAGCUGCUUCUGUUGAGGAAAAAAAAAUUAUAGGUCCUAUGCUACAAAAAAAAUGGAAAAAUGUCAGGGACAGAUAUUCCAAACACCUUUCCGAAAGUAAAGGCAAAUCUGGGCAAGGCCGGAAAGGAAAAACCCCAUAUAUGUGUGCCCAACAGCUCUCAUUUUUGUCGGAUGUGGUCCAAAGAAGGGCAACAGAGAGUUCGCUCGAUGCAACACAUGAAUUGGCAGCCACAGAUGAUGAGACUGCAGCCACGCCUCAGGAAGGUACAGAUGAAGAUGCAUCGAUAGAGCCACCAGAUCAACCAAAUACAACCAAGCGGGAAUCCCGAAAAAGGCAGCAGCAACAGCAUUAUGGUGAAGAGCGCAUUAAGAAGAAAAAAAAUGAUUCGGUAGAAACAGUUUUGUGUGAAGCUCUUCAAACACACACCGAUAUUCAAAAAGGAAAACUGAUGAAAGAAAAAGAAAGUGUGGAUGAUGACAAGCAUUUUUUGUUGUCAUUGUUGCCAUUUUUUAAAAAAAUUCCAAUUGAUAACAAGUUGUUGGUCAGAAUGGAAUUGAUGGCUUUAUUAAAUAGGCAUAUUUGUCCACCUCCACACCAACAUCAUGCUACUACAUUCUCCGAACCACCUAGUCACUUCCAACCCCACGUUGAACCACCAUCAUGGUAUACACAUUCAUUGCCUCCACAGAAUUCAUUACCACAACAACAUCAACCAACUUCAACACCACACCUUCAGAAUCAGCCAGGGCCUUCUGGGCUACAACGAGUUGCGCCACCCGAAUCCCAAUUCUCACCAUAUUCUCUUGAUGGUUCAGAGCAUAUGAGUUUAUAGGCAUAUAAGUUUAAUUUAGUUUUUUUUUGUUUGUUUUUGUUUGUGUUUAAAUAUAUUAUAUCUAUAUCUAGUUCA